Molecule: messenger RNA, 1174 nt
Organism: Acanthoscelides obtectus
Lineage: Eukaryota; Metazoa; Arthropoda; Insecta; Coleoptera; Chrysomelidae
Source: the annotation of a GenBank genome assembly
GGAACGGGCCCCCCGCGGCGGCGCGAUGCUGAUCUCACUCUCAUCCUUUUUAUUCAACUUGUUGAAGAAAUCCAAUUCAGCACGAAUCCUCUUUACAUCAUCACCAGCAUCUUAUUUCCAUGAUCUGAGAGGCUUCGAUAAGAAGCAAUUGACAACUGGCGCAAGCAUACAUAAUUACUCAUCAACGAAGUGCCUCAGCAUUGUAUGUUCUGACAUAUUUGCCGACAAACUGAAGAAGUACAAUAUAACAUCUAACGCCUGGCAUCCUAUUGGUGCCACCACACCGAUAUUUCAACGAUGUUUAAACGAGACCAAAGGAGGCGGAAAUAUCGCUCUCGUGUAUCUUGUAUGGUUUGGUGCACGCAUACUGACACCGGAACCUAGGAGAGCAGUACUGAGAGCAGUGUACUUAGCAUGCGCGAAAGAGAUGGAGGGGGUGACAAAAGGGUUUUUCAUGCCUUCAGGAGCAGCACGUAGACCAGCGAUAGCGCUCAACGAACAUUUUUGCCAGGAGGUGUGGGAUUUGUCUGAAGAGGUUGUUCAACUGAAGCGAGAAGAGAAAUUAUGAGUCAAUGUGCUGUUAAUCUAAAACUAAGCUUAUCCGUACUUAUGUAUGUUUAUAAUGAGAGCAAACUGUUGUUCCAUCAUGUUUUCAAAUUCUCAAAAUAAGCUGUUUGCGUCUGUUGACAUAAUUGACGUAAUAUACUUUUUUCUAAUUAUUUUGUAGCACAUAGUUCUCAAAUCGUGGAAAUAAUUUCGAAUCUCUUAUGUUCGAUUAAGGGUUUUUGAAAAGCGCGUUCAUGAUGCGAUGGAAUUAUUGACCAGAAUCAAUGAAAAGGCGUCCUUGAAGUAAUGGAUCUAAUUAAUUUAGUCGAUUUCUUGUAAAAUGUCUCUCAAGCUUGAUAAAAAUUAUACAAUCUGUGUAAGAUGGGCUCCUAAUCUUCAUAUUAAAUCAAGGAAUGCUUCAUGUGUCAUAUGAUUCAACUACAAAAACCUAUUUUUCAUUUGUGUCCGGACACAAAACUUGACGUAAAUUUCAUCAAUAAAAAAGGAUUUGUGAUCUACUUGAUACAUGCACCAAAUCUUAUACAAUAGAUUAACAUGACCCCAUAACUGAGUGUUAGGGGAGACCGGGGCUAGUUGUCACAAUUUUCAGUAAUUCUUUUUUUUAUUC